AUGCAAAUAAUAAAAGAUUGGCUCAAACCUAUUUCUGAUUAUUUCAUCAAUGGUUUUUCUGAUACUUUUCAAUUAUUACUAGAUAAUUUUCUUGGAGAUUAUCUAGAGGAUCCAAAAUAACUUAAUAUGAGUACUUUACUAAAAGGAGUAGAAAUGCUUAAAUUAAACAAGACAUUUAUCAAUUAACUCCUAGGUUAAAGUCUUUUUAAACUUGAGGAGGCUUACAUAGGUAAUUAUGAAACUUAUAUUAAAAGAAUCUAUCAAAGUUGCUAAUUUAAAAUUUUAGGCAAGUGGUGUUAAAUUAGUAUUUGCUCUUGUAAAGGAAAUCGAUAGAAAUGAAUUAAAAGAAUAUUUAGAUAAAGCAGAAGAGGCAAAAUAAAAGGAAAUUUAAAAACUUGCUCAAUUUGCAUAGUUAAGAGAAGAAGUUUAUAAACAUCAAGAAUUAGAAAAAAGUAUAGAUAUGAAUACAUCAAUGAAUGUUCAAACAGGACUUAUUCAAUUUUUAGGUUUAGUAGAUACUUUAUUAAGUAAUUCAUCAAUUACUAUAAACAAUAUUAAAAUUAUUUUAAUUGAAGAAGAAGGAAAAUAAUAUGAAUUUAAUAUACAUCAUACUAAUAUCAAUUUUUAAAAGCAAAACUUAAAGUAAUUUACAAUUUUAUUAAUAGUAAUUUGCUUUUUAUAAGUUUUGGUAUAGAUAAGAUUUCGUUAUUAUUGAAAAAGGAGUAAAUAGCUUAAAUAGAAAAUGCAUUGAAGCUAGAGAUGGUUGUCGAAACUAAAAAUAGUAGAGUAAAUACAAAAGUAGAUGGGAAAAUUUCAUCUUUAGAUAUAGUACUAAAUUAUAAAUAAUACUAAAAUAUAUUAUCAACAGUUUCUUAAUGUUUAGCAUUAACAGAUGAAUUAAAUAAAAUAAUAAUUGAUUUAAAAGGAGAACAAGAAGUAGAAUUUGAUGAUGAUGAAGAUGGUAUAUAAAAACUUGAAAAGACUGAUACAUCAAUUCUCAAUUCAUAAACUGAUUAAAAGAAAAAGAAUACUCAAACAAAAAUUAUUCCUAAUUUAUCUUAUAUGGAUACACUAAAUAUUAAUUUAUAGUAAUCUUUAGCUUAACAUCCAAUACCUUAGGAAUAAGAAAAAUAAUUGGUUGAAUUUUCUUAGAGUAUUUUUAAUUCAACAUUUGAUUAAUUGGAUUUUGAAAAAAAAAGUUUAAAAAAUUAAGCAGAAACAUUUAAGUGUUAAUUUGAUGGUAUUAGAAUAGCUAUUUCUGAUAAUUCUCAAUAAUUUCCAAAAUUAAAAGGUAGAUUCUUUUAGGAUCUUGAUAGUCAUUAUUUUAUUGAAAUAAUAAAGAUUCAAGGAAGUUAUUAAAAAGAUCAUAUUGAAUUUUAAAUAGAAAGUAUAGGAGCACAUAGAGUUAGAGCUGAUUCUAAUAAUGGAUAUAAUAUAAUGCAAAGUUAAGAAUUAUUUCGCAGUUGUUAAGAAAACCCUAAAUUUUAAUUCUAUGUUACUCCUAUGAUAAUGAUGGGAUUGGCAGAAAAAGGAAGAAUUGAAUAAGAUUAUGCUAUAUACAUAUUUGAUAAAUUAUAAGAAUAAUGUGAAAUUAAUAAAGCAGUAGUAUUAUCAAUUAAAAUUUAUCAUGGAAAAAAUAGAGAAAAGUUUUAUAUGGCAAAUAUUUAGUUUUCAGAUUUUAUUGCUUCCCUUAAUCAUGAAUUUAUUUUAAGUCUUUUAUAAAAUAUACCUUCAAAAGAGGUUUAACAAUUACCAGUUUAAGAAAUUAAAAAACCUUGUUUAUAUGGAUUUGAAAUUAAAAUUCCAUAUGUUAAUUUAAAUUAUUUCAUAAACAAUAAACCUUUGUAAUUUAGAGUUAAAGAUAUUAAACUUAAAUAAAACCCAGUUAAAAAAUUCCCACAUAAAUUAGGAUCUUUAGAACCAUUUGAAGGAAUUCCUAAAAAUGAAAAUCCACUAUAAUUUAUUUGCAUUUCAUUUUUCUCUAUUUGGAUUGAAUUUUCUGGAUAAAACAUUGUUACUGUUGGUUAGAAUGUAGUAGCUGAUUUACAAAUAUUUCCAUUAAUUUACAUAAGUUUUUAAGAAAAAUAAGAUAUAAAAAAAGAAGUUAAAUAAGAAUUGAAAGAUUCUCUAUAGUUUAGACAAUAAGUAAGUGAAACUCUUAUUAGAGGAUCACUUCCUUUAGUUGAUAUUCAUAUAACUUAAGAUCUACUUUAUUGGCUAAUUUCAUUAUAAGAUUAUAUUGAUAAAUAAACAAAUUCUAAAAAUAAAUAAAAACCUUAACGUUAGUCCAAAGAAGAAUCACUUACUUACUUUUAGUUAUCUAUAGAAUCAUCUGCUAUAAUUAUAUUAGAUAAUUAAAAUAAAGAUUUAUUAUAAAUUGAUUUAGAAAAGAUAUCUUUAAUUUCUACUAAAUAAACUAUUUUACUCUUUUAAAAUAUAAUAAUUAUUGAUCACCAAUGUCCUUUAGUAAAAUAUAAUAGAAAUUAAGUUUAAUAAAAAAUUAAAAAAUAUUCAUCUACAUAAAUUAUUUUGUAUAGAGUAUUCUCUAAAUAAAAAAACACUUAAAUUAUUUCUGCUGCAUCAAAAAAAUUAUAUUCAAAACCAAUGGAAAUUGAUUUAGAUGAUUGUAUUUUUAAAUUGUAAAUUGGUAAAAAGAUUAAAAUUUAAAUUCAGAAUAUUUGUAUAAGAAUUCCUGAUUUCAAAUUUACUACUUUUAAAAAGUUAUAUCCAAUUAUUAAGAACUUUUAAACAAAUUCAGAAAAAAAUUAACAAUAAAAUAUUAAAUAAAUUUAAUAAGAAUAAGAUAUUUAAAUUGAAAUUCAAAUUACAAAAAAUUUAUAUCUAGAUUUAUUUCCAAUUAAUGAAGUUGAAGAAUUAUCAAGUUAAGGAUUAUAAACAAUUAAUGAGUUUUCAAAUAGUAGAGCUUUAAUACUAAUUGAAGAUUUAGUUUAUAAUAAAGUACUUCAUUUAUCAAAAGCAGUUCUUUAUGUAUGUAGAUAAAAUGGAUUUGAAUUUCAAUGUCCAGUAAUUCUUGAAGACUACUUUGAUAAAUUAAGUGCUUUUUAAUUCAAAAAAGUUUUUUAGAUUAAAAAUGUUAAAUUUUCUGAAAAUAAUUUAAGAAUAGAUUUAAUUUAAGGAAAUUUCAGAUUUGACAUAAUUUAAACAAUUAUGGAAAUAAAUGAAGAAUUAUAACCAUAUAUUCCUAAAUCUUAGCCUAUAGAUGCCACAAAAUAAGAAUAUUUUAUUUCAAAAGAUUUCUCAAAAUUACUUAUAGAAGGUGAAAAAUUAGAUAAUUAAAUAAUGAUAAAUAUAGGAUAAUUACUUAUAAAUUUAGAAGAAGGACAUACAUUUUAUUAAAUGCCACUUUAUUUUGAAAAUAAUUGUGAUUAAAAUAAAAGAUUUUAAGAUGAACUCUAAGAGUAUGUUUCUAAUGCUGAUAUACUCUAACAAAGAUUAUUAGAUACUGUUAGUUUAAAUUUUACAAAUAUACAUUUAAUCAUAGAAAUAUAUGCCAAAGGAUAGACAGGAAUAAAAUUUUAUUCACAUUUUGAAAUUGAAGAUAAAAUUUAAGAUUCUAAAUUUAAACUUAUCUUAAGUCCAGAUAAUGAAUCUUUUGAUAAUGAUUAUAAAAGUGUUCCAAUACAAAUUGCAUUAAUCUUAGAAAAUUAAACCUAUACAGCAUCUAUUGCAAUUGAUCCUAUGAGAAUAUGUCUCUCAGGGGCUUUUCUUUAAUUUAUUUUUAAUUUUUAAAAUAGUUAUAGUUGGAUUGAAAAAACAAUUUAUGAAGAUUAAAUAUAAAUUUUUAAUUCAAUUGAAAAAACAUCAUAAAUUUGGUUAAAGAGUUUACAAGUUUAUGAAACAAACUUUAAUCUUUCAUAUGACUCAUAAGGAUUAUAAAUGGAUGAUUUAUUGAAAGGAUUAUUAAAAAUCAGUUCAUUUUAUGAUUUACAGAUACCAAUUAAAUAUAUGUUUGCAACUAUUCGAGGAACUCCUGAAGAUGUAAUAAAUUGUGUUAUUGCAUAAUUAUAAACAAGUUUAGGUUCUAAGUUAAUGAUUGCUGGAAAAGCUUUAACUAGUUUAGAAGCUUUUUCAACAGUUACUAAUCUAGUAAAAGGAACUUUAAGUUUACUCCUUAAACCAUUAGAAGAAGGUUUUUUUAAAGGAACUAAAAAAGGUGUUUAAGAAUUUUCUAAUUCAUUAGUAUUUGCCUUACUCAAAACAUUAAAAGUUCCUUCAUCUGUGAUUAUAGCAGGAGGUGAAACAGUAGGAUUACAAUCAUUAACUUUACCAUUUAGAUUAGUUAAUGAAAAAAGCAAUUAAAUUUUAGAUAAAAUUAACCCUUCCAACAUACCAAAAAGAUUCUUAAAAAGAUACUGAUACCUUAAGGAAUUACCAU
Paramecium sonneborni is the source of this 4396-nucleotide messenger RNA. The record is from the annotation of a GenBank genome assembly. NCBI's taxonomy places the organism in Eukaryota, Ciliophora, Oligohymenophorea, Peniculida, Parameciidae.